Grosmannia clavigera kw1407 is the source of this 336-nucleotide messenger RNA. Its product is annotated as transcription initiation factor iia small chain. The record is from RefSeq and is a predicted model, not a curated record. Gene Ontology annotation, biological process: RNA polymerase II preinitiation complex assembly; transcription initiation at RNA polymerase II promoter. Gene Ontology annotation, cellular component: transcription factor TFIIA complex. The transcript has 3 exons. Lineage: Eukaryota; Fungi; Ascomycota; Sordariomycetes; Ophiostomatales; Ophiostomataceae. Gene Ontology annotation, molecular function: RNA polymerase II general transcription initiation factor activity; TBP-class protein binding. Bases 1 to 336 code for a protein of 111 amino acids.
AUGGCCACACCAUCUUUCUACGAGCUCUACCGCCGGAGCAGCAUCGGGUAUGCCCUGACCGACACGCUCGAUGAGCUCAUCCGCGAGAACCGCAUCGAUCCGCAGCUGGCCAUGAAAGUGCUCCAGAACUUCGACCGCGCCAUCGCCGAGACGCUCCAGGAGAAGGUCAAAGCUCGCCUGUCCUUCAAGGGAUCUCUGGAUACCUACCGCUUCUGUGACGAGGUCUGGACGUUCCUUAUACGCGACGUGCAAUUCAAAAUGGAAGGCGGAGGGGCACCGGUUUUUGUAGACAAGGUCAAGAUUGUCAGCUGCAACGCGAAGCCAGCUGUUCCGUAA